AAUCUCUCAAUCGCAAGACAACAGUUCGCCAUUUUCUGCUGAAUACUGAAGAAUAUUUUACUGUUUACGCUGUUUUCUACCAUUCAGAGCGGGAGGAAGUGUCUCGGAAUGGCGUUCCCCCCGCGGCCACCCUUGAUGCCCGGCGUGCCCCUCUCCACCAUGAUGGGGGCCCCCUUCACCCUCACCACAAAUAUAGUUCCUGCCGUCGGGAUCCCCAUUUCACAGCCACUCUCGCAGAUUCCGACACCAGCCAGCAACCGUCCUCCUCUGCGCACCAACACCGACACCACCUCCAACGUCGCCAAGCCUCCCCAGGUCCCCACCACCGCCACCAGCCACGGCAUGAAGCCCCCUAGUUACUCCAAAAGGCUGGAGUCAUCAGGGCCUGCGGUGACGGUGUUUGUGGGUAACAUCACAGAGAAGGCGCCCGAUGUGAUGGUGCGUCACAUCCUCAACACCUGUGGCAAUGUGCACUCGUGGAAAAGGGUGCAGGGUGCGUCCGGAAAGCUGCAAGCGUUUGGGUUCUGUGAGUUUGGCAACCCUGACGCGGCGCUGCGGGCGAUCCGUCUGCUGCACGACUAUGAGAUUGCGGAGAAGAAGCUGGUGGUGAAGGCCGAUGCCAAGACUAAAGAGGUGCUGGAUGACUAUAAAGAGAAACGAAAGAAGGCCAAACAGAACGGCGACGCAUCUCCGCUGCAGGAUGAGGUGGAGGAGGGAGACUACCUGGACGAGGACAUGAGGCAGGAGGACGCCGCCGCACUGCGCAGGAUAAACGAGAUCCUGUCCGACCACAAGAAGGACAUCAUGAACUACGUCCCUCCGCCCAACAAGAACGACAUGAGAGAGAAGAGGAUGUCCAAAGUCCAGGAGAAACUUGUCGCCCUGUCCAGUGGUGCCGAUAUUGCCAACAUUCCGACCACUACGAACCUUGAUGACAUGGAGGACGUUGAGGAGGGCAAGAAAGAGUUGAUCACCCGAGAAAUCACACAGUUCCGAGAGCAGAUGAAGAAACAGGAGGAAGAGAAAGAGAGAGAAAGGAGACUGAGGGAGAAAGAUAGAGAGCGAGACAGGGACCGAGAGCGAGAGCGAGAGAGAGAGAGGGACAGAGAGAGGGAGAGGGAAAGAGAGAGAGAACGGGAGCGAGAAAGGGAGAGGGAGAGAGAACGAGAGCGAGAGAGGGAGAGAAGAGAGCGAGAGGAGAAGCUGCGGCGACGGUCACGGUCCGGGUCGCGGGGAGGCAGCCUGCGCAGGUCAAGGUCGCAGUCCACUGACGGAAGGCGUGUUAAGAAGGACAAAAGGUCUCCCACCCCAGUGAGGAAGAGUGAGAGGGAUGUGCUGAGGGAGAAGGAGGAGGAGGCGGAGGACAAGGAACGCAAGGAGCAGGAGAGAAAAGUCCGCAAGAAGGAACUACAGUAUCAGGAACGCUUGAAGAACUGGGAGACUCGCGAACACAAGAAGCAGAAGGAACUGGACCGGGAGAAGGAGAAGGACAAACUGAAGGAGAUAGAGAGAGAGAAGGAGGCUCGGAGGUUAAAGGAAUUUCUAGAAGAUUACGACGACGAGAGAGACGACCCUAAAUAUUACAAGGGCCAUGCAUUCCAGCGGCGUCUGAUGAGAGAACAAGAGAAGGAGAUGGACACAAGAGACAGAGUGAAGGAGAAGGAGGAGCUGGAGGAAUUGAGGAACAAGAUACUGGCGGAGGGGCAUGACAACCCUGACGCUGCGUUCCAGAAGGCCUGUGCCGAGCGAGAGGAGCAGUACCGACCCAAGCUUCUCGUCAAACCUUCAGAGCGCAAACCACAGCCCACUACGCCGGCCUCCACCACCCCCCCGCCAGUGGUCUCCCUCACCCCAGAGCAGCAGCCCCCACCACAGCCCCUCCCACAGCAGCCCCCACAGCCCGCCAGCACCGCAGACUCCGACUCAGAAUCAGACGGCCAUGUGUCGGAUGCCAUGCCAGAACCUGUCAACGAUAUGGAGGAAAAUUCACAGUCCAGGGGUAAGGUGGUGGUGGUGGUGAACACCACACCACAGCAGCCCAAGAGGAAAAAGCUGGACGUGAAGGAUGUGUUCAACCAGGACGACGACGACAUGCCCGCCAAGAAGAAGAAACUGCCACUGCCUGAGAGAACAUUGAGUGCCAGAGAAGAUCCGCUGCAGAAAUUAUUAAGAAAUUCCUCGGAACCAGGGAAGGACAAGGGUAGCAAGGAGAAGGGAGGAGGUGAAGAGAAGAGGAAACACAUUAAGAGCAUGAUAGACAAGAUUCCCACAAGCAAAGAGGAACUAUUUGCAUAUCCCAUCGACUCCUCCCUGGUGGACAGUGUCCUGAUGGAGAAGCGAAUCCGGCCGUGGAUCAACAAGAAGAUCAUUGAGUACAUUGGAGAGCCUGAGCCGACCUUAGUGGACUUCAUCUGCUCUAAGGUCCUGGUGGGCUCCGAACCGCAGUCACUCCUCAACGAUGUGCAAAUGGUGCUGGACGACGAGGCGGAGGUGUUUGUGGUAAAAAUGUGGCGGCUUCUGAUUUACGAGAUUGAGGCAAAGAAACUCGCUGGAACUAAAUCGUAGACGAGGCGACUCUGGCUCAAGGCGGGUGUAUGUAUGUACGUGUGUGUGUGUGUGUGUACGUAUGUGUGUGUACAUAUGUGUGAGUCGACGCACACAUACGCUUUUUUUUUAUAUUUUUUCUUACGUUUUUUUUUUUUUUCCGAGACAAAGUUGAUUUUGGUGUUUUUGUGUUUUUUUUCUUGUUUUUUUUCGUGUUUUUUUCUAUAUUGACAUCCACACUGGGGUGCACAAAGGGUUAGGGGUUUGCAGGGGGGGUAGUGUUUGUGUGUGUGUGUGUGUGUGUGUGUGUGUGUGUGUGUGUGUGUGUGUUGAAAUUUAGGCUGUUUGGAUACCUCAAAAAUUCUUGUUAUUCUUCUUCUUCUUCUUCUUCUUCUUCUUCUUCUUCUUCUUCUUCUUCUUCUUCUUCUUCUUCUUCUUCUUCUUCUUCUUCUUCUUCUUCCUGUUC
This is a messenger RNA of Portunus trituberculatus (swimming crab), 3010 nucleotides long. RefSeq names its product RNA-binding protein 25-like. The record is from RefSeq and is a predicted model, not a curated record. Gene Ontology annotation, biological process: regulation of alternative mRNA splicing, via spliceosome; mRNA processing. Gene Ontology annotation, molecular function: mRNA binding. Gene Ontology annotation, cellular component: spliceosomal complex. Lineage: Eukaryota; Metazoa; Arthropoda; Malacostraca; Decapoda; Portunidae.